Messenger RNA from Aspergillus pseudotamarii, 1442 nucleotides. RefSeq names its product putative calmodulin. Gene Ontology annotation, cellular component: cytoplasm; myosin II complex. Gene Ontology annotation, molecular function: myosin heavy chain binding; cytoskeletal motor regulator activity; calcium ion binding. The record is from RefSeq and is a predicted model, not a curated record. Gene Ontology annotation, biological process: actomyosin structure organization; mitotic cytokinesis. The coding region runs from base 346 to 1227 and encodes 293 amino acids. NCBI's taxonomy places the organism in Eukaryota, Fungi, Ascomycota, Eurotiomycetes, Eurotiales, Aspergillaceae. The transcript is spliced from 3 exons.
AAUGCCUCCAUGCUUGCUUCUACUCCGGAUUAAGCUCCCCGCACGUGCCCAUUGAUCGGUCGGCCCGACUUGACGCCGAAAUGUUUGUUUGCUUCAGCAUUGUUUGGCUGCUUUACCCUUCUGGGAAACUUAUUUAGCAUUCCAGUUAUCGUUCGAUUCGAUAUCAAUUGAAUCUCUGAUAAAAUUCCCACCGCCGCCACCGACAGUUGAAAUACUCCCCCGCGCCUGUCGCAACGGUCGCUACUAUCUACUACACUCCUCUCCACACUACUGGUGGUUGGAUUCAAUAGUACAUCCCCUUUGCAAAAUUAACCUAAUCAUCCACUCUGCGGCGGUACCUGCAUCAUGGUCACCUCGAAUACUCCCUUUAAACCGUCGCCGUUAUCGUUCGGCUCACCUCGUGCUUCUCCUUUCCGUCGUCCCUCUACGCCAAACUCUCCGCCUACAGGGAUUCGCCCUACCACACCGGGGAGUUCACCGAGCCGAGGAUACACGCCGGUAGUGUCUCCAAGCAAACUUAAUCAAUCAUAUACCGUUGAGCACGAGGAUGCGUCGCCGACUAGCAGAGAGCGAAUUCCGCAACCUCGGUUUUCUAGAGAGUCGCCAUCCGCAUCGCCGACUAGAGGGGCCGAUUCACCAGAUAGGUCACCGAGGGUGGGUGCCCGGGCAAUGGGCAUGACGGCCGGAUCGUCUGAUGCAGCUUCAAAACUAGCGCCGGCGCAACUCCGAGAAAUCCGAGAGGCUUUCCAGGUUCUUGACCGGGAUAAUGACGGAUCGGUGAACAAGGAUGAUGUCGCAGACGUGCUUGUGAAUGUCGGUCAAGAUCCGUCUAUGUUAUCCGACUUCUUCCCCCCGGGGAGCCCUGAAACCAUCAACUUCCCUACAUUCUUGAACAUCUUGUCCAACCUACUCGCUCCGUUAUCUUCGCGCCAAGAGUUAGUGAAUGCGUUGGCCGCUUUUGAUGAGGACGACAGCGGCCAGAUCAACGUGGGGGAACUUCGCGACGCUCUUUUGCACACGGCUCCGGAAGACGGAGAGGUUCCGCUCAGCGAACGAGAGAUCAAUGAAGUUCUGAAUGGGUUUACCGGGCGCAGGGCUUUUGGAGGAAAGAGCAGUAAGGGCCCUGGAGGAGGAAAGCGAGGGGAGGUAUUUAGAUACCCGGACUUUGUCGAUGGGGUUCUGGGAGGGACCCAGAAUGGACAAGCAAAUGGACGGCAGGAAGCUUGACGCUUGGAUUUACCGUUCAAUGAGUGGGUUCUGGCGUUAUCGGGACUUGAUGAUCAUUGUUUACAUAUAGCUCUGGAAGCUUUAUUCCACUUGUAUCCAUCUAUUUCUAGUACUUUUUUAGGUGGGACGACCCUGGAUAUGACGCGACGAGGUGCUACAAGAGACGUCUCAGAGUGGCAAAUUAAUACGAUCCUGUUGGUACCAAGAUAUAUAGG